GGGGGCCUGGCUAAGUCUGUUGUUUAGUUUCUCCCGGCGGUGCUGCUGCUGCUGCAUUCUCCGCUUCACACACUGUACCUGCGAGCAGGGCUCUGCCAACCGGUGGAGGAGGUAGCUGGACAGAUCAGAGUGAGAUGGCAGAGCCCUGAGCAUCCUGAUCCUGCUAUUUAUCAUUAUCAGUGCUGAUCCCGGGGACCUGCCUGCAUUAAUUUUGUGCAGGUAUGCUGCAGGUGCUCCAAGUAAGAGUCUGAGUGGCAGAUCAGUGGGAAGCAUAGUGACCUAUAGUGACAUUGAGUCACAGCCACCAUCAUGGGAAACGCCACUACCAAGUUCCGAAAAGCUCUUAUCAAUGGGGAUGAGAACUUGGCAUAUCAAAUUUAUGAAAGCAACCCACAGCUGAAAGAAUCCCUGGAUCCCAACACAUCCUAUGGUGAGCCGUAUCAGCAUAACACUCCACUGCAUUAUGCCUCACGAUAUGGCAUGAAUCGCCUGUUAAGGGCAUUCCUUUUUGUGAAGGACGGAAAUCCAAAUAAGCGGAAUAUCCAUAAUGAGAGCGCUAUGCACUUGCUCUGCAUGGGCUGCCACAUCAUGAUAUCGGAGGGGGGUGAUCACCGUGUGCCCAGGCUGGGAGAUGAUGACCGCAAAAGGGCUGAAUGCUUGCGAAUGAUCCUCGAGUGGAAAGGGGCCAAGUUGGAUGAAGGAGAGUAUGAGAGAGCUGCACUCGAUGCCACAGACAAUAAAAAAAACACACCCUUGCACUAUGCUGCUGCCUCAGGGAUGAAAACCUGUGUAGAGCUGUUGGUUAAAAGUGGAAGUGAUUUGUUUUCCGAGAACGAAAAUAAGGACACCCCCUGUGACUGUGCAGAAAAGCAGCACCACAAAGACCUCGCUCUGAAGCUGGAGUCGCUGAUGGUCUUCUUGCGGGACAGUGAGGCUGAUGAUAUUGAAGCUGAAUAUGCUGCAUUAGACAAGCGAGAGCCAUAUGAAGGAUUGCGUCCUCAGGAUCUACGGCGUCUUAAGGAUAUGUUGAUAGUGGAAACGGCAGACAUGCUCCAGGCCCCACUGUUUACUGCAGAAGCUUUGCUCAGAGCGCACGACUGGGAUAGGGAGAAAUUACUUGAAGCAUGGAUGUGCAGUCCUGAGAAUUGUUGCCAACGUUCUGGCGUCCAGAUGCCAACACCUCCUCCUAGUGGAUUCAAUGCCUGGGACACCUUACCUUCACCACGUACCCCUCGUACCACACGGUCAUCUGUCACUUCGCCUGAUGAGAUCAGCCUCUCUCCGAGUGACAUAGACACACCUCUGUGUGGCAUUUGCAUGUGCAAUAUUUCGGUCUUCGAGGACCCCGUGGAGAUCCCUUGUGGACAUGAGUUUUGUAGAGCAUGCUGGGAAUCGUUUUUAAACCUUAAAAUCCAGGAAGGAGAAGCUCACAAUAUCUUCUGCCCAGCCUAUGACUGCUUUCAGCUCGUUCCCGUGGAUGUGAUCGAAAGUGUGGUCUCCAAAGAGAUGGACAAACGAUAUCUCCAGUUUGACAUAAAGGCGUUUGUUGAAAAUAACACGGCUAUUCGAUGGUGCCCAACAGCAUCCUGUGAAAGAGCGGUUCGACUGAAGAAACAAGGAACCAAUAGUACUGGGUCUGAUACUCUGAACUUCCCAUUGUUACGAGCUCCUGCUGUGGACUGUGGAAAGGGACAUCUAUUUUGCUGGGAAUGUCUGGGUGAGGCUCAUGAACCUUGUGACUGCCAAACCUGGAAAAACUGGCUACAUAAGGUGUCCGAAAUGAAACCAGAAGAACUUGUGGGAGUCAGUGAAGCAUUUGAAGAUGCCGCCAACUGCCUGUGGUUGUUAACAAACUCCAAACCGUGCGCCAACUGCAAGUCUCCAAUACAGAAGAAUGAAGGUUGUAACCACAUGCAGUGUGCCAAGUGUAAAUACGAUUUCUGCUGGAUUUGCUUGGAGGAGUGGAAAAAACACAGCUCUUCCACUGGGGGCUACUAUCGCUGUACGCGCUAUGAGGUUAUUAAUCAAGUGGAGGAGGUAUCGAAAGAAAUGACAGUGGAGGCAGAAAGAAAACACAAACGGUUUCAAGAGUUGGACAGGUUUAUGCACUACUACACAAGAUUUAAGAACCAUGAACACAGUUAUCAGUUGGAGCAACGCCUCAUCAAAACAGCCAAAGAUAAGAUGGAACAGCUCAGCAGAGCUCUUAGUGAAGCCGAGGGCGGUAGCCCGGACACAACAUUCAUUGAAGAUGCUGUUCAAGAGCUUCUUAAAACCAGACGCAUUCUUAAGUGUUCUUACCCGUACGGAUUCUUUCUGGAACCCAAAAGCACAAAAAAAGAAAUUUUCGAACUAAUGCAGACUGACCUGGAAAUGGUAACUGAGGAUCUGGCACAGAAAGUAAACAGGCCUUACCUGCGCACACCGCGCCACAAAAUCAUUCGGGCAGCUUGCCUGGUGCAGCAGAAAAGACAGGAAUUUUUGGCAUCUGUGGCUCGAGGAGUGGCACCAGCGGAUUCACCAGAGGCUCCCAGGCGCAGUUUUGCUGGUGGAACGUGGGAUUGGGAGUACUUAGGAUUUGCAUCACCAGAGGAGUACGCAGAAUUCCAGUACCGAAGGAGACACCGGCAGCGUCGCAGAGGGGAUAUGCACAGUGGGAGAAGCAAUACCCCAGAUCCAGAUGAUCAUACAGAAAGUGCAUUAGAUGCUCUAGAAGUUCGUGGUAACAGAAGACAUGGUACUUCUAUGGCACUAAGUUCUUUAGAUGAAGAUGACCCAAACAUCCUUUUAGCUAUUCAGCUAUCUUUACAGGAGUCUGGACUUGCAGUGGAUGAAGAAACCAGAGACUUCCUAAACAAUGAGGCAUCUUUAGGAGCAAUAGGCUCAUCCCUACCAACUAGACUUGACCCAGCCCCAGUGAACAGAGAUAACCCAAGAUCUGCGUUGAGUAGCUCAGAGCUGUUAGAACUUGGAGAAAGUCUAGCUAGGCUUGGUGCCAGCAACGAUCCAUAUGGAACAGAUCGCCUUCUUGGAUGCCCUUUCAAUAAUGUGCAAGGUGGAUUGUGUUCGACAUCCAGCGACCUCGACUCAUCCAGUCAAGAUCCAAAUACAAAUGAAAAUCUUCUUGGCAAUAUCAUGGCUUGGUUCCAUGACAUGAAUCCUCAGAGCAUUGCCCUUAUUCCUUCUGCCACUUCAGAAACUGAUGUAGAUUUACAGCCACUUAAUGUCCAUGAACAACCGCCGCAUUCCACGUUAAGGGAAACAUCGCAUUGUCUACCAGAGGAUCAUGCACUUUUUCAGGAUGCACUAAUUAAUGAAGACCAAGAAAUUCGAACAGAAGAAAACAGUUAUGUGGAGAACAUACCUCCAAGUGAAGCAGUGUCGCAAAGCGAUGACCACACAAAUAAUAUUUUGAGCAGUAUGAACAGUUCUGAAGAUAUCUCAAAUAGGUCUCCAGAAGCUGCAAUUGAAUGGAUUGAGCAAGUACAUCUGGUAUGAACAUAACAAAACCAAACUACUACUCAUACAAACAUUCAGGCGCUAUGUACUUUACAAACCUCUGUUUCAGACCAUCCUGAUAAGUGGACCCUGAGCACUAAGGCAUUUCUAUGGGUCUUAGUCCAUGCAACCAACCAGAACCAAUCUCCUGCAUCUGUAAUUGAAUUUUGAUUGCCUUUUUUUUCCAAUGCAAGAAAUAAGUAAAGUGAAUUCUUCUUUUUAAUGAAAUGCAGUUAUUAUGUAGCCUUAGUUUGACAAUACUUACAUUAAAGUAUGAGUUCAGUAUGUUUCGUAUUGGACUUUAUAUUUUGCCCAUCUAAAAACACUGAAAAAAUGAGCACUCCAUUCAUUACUAAUGCUGUCUUUAUUACGUUAUUUACACUUUAUUAGGUCAGAUUUUUAAUUAGAGAUGCGAAAUCAGUGUGAGGCAAGUCUGUGGGAUUGGAGGAUGCUUUAGAAUCUGAGUUUUUUCAAUUAAUAUUCAUCUGUAAUUUUUUUUGUCUUUGCAAUGUAUUGCCGAACACUGACCAUUCAUAAACGGUCUUAACUGAACGCUCCUAGGUGGGCGAUAAAACCUAUUUUAUUAAUUCAAAACUAUGUCAUGGAUUUAUUUCGGUUUAUGUUAUGUUUAAAAUUAAAUGUUCAGGCAAACAGACUAAUCCUGAAUAUUAUGUAAGAAGUGAUCAAAUUCCACUUUACCACUGGACUUAAAUCAUCAAAAUAUAAUUCCAAGGCUGAAACCAGUUGACUAGUUGUUGGAUGAACAGUUGGGAAAAGGAAAAGUUUAAUAAAACUAACUUGAGGGGAAGUGUAUAAGGGAUCUCUGGGUUUAGACACUGAAAGUCAGAGUAAGUGACAAAUUGUAACGGGAUGAGUAACUGGUAGAGGGAUAUAUAGAAGUCUAUAUUUCCUUAUAAUGUGGAUUAUUUACACCAAUGAUGUUCAGUUGGAGUGCUUUAUUAUACAUCACCUGGAUUGUGGGAUACUUGGGUCAUACAGCUGUCUGACUAUAAUACUCUGGUUACCGCUAGCAGUGAUUGAUGGAGUUGUAGUACAGCAGCUGGUGAUCCCCAGUUGUCCGACUUUUCUCUAACCUAUAGAAACUUUGUUCUGGGGGAGAGUAUAAAGAGACAGAAACAAUAUCUUUAUUUGUGGGGGGGGGGAGUUUGGUUUGUUUAUGUGCUGUUUAGAGAAAUUUAGUUAUUUUUGCCUGAAAAAUAUUAUUUUUUGCUUAUCUUAUAUUCAUUUUUCUACUUUCUUUGUCAUUAAUCACCUGAUUUGUGUCUAUUUUUCUGUGCUAGAAACAAAGAGAAUUUUUUUGACUUUAUAGAAGGUUUCUAAAAAAAUAAAAGACAUUCCAAGCUUUCUAUGACCCUGAAAAGUAUUCAAAUUAUAUAUAUAUAUAUAUCACUUUUUGCCUAUCUUCAUAGACUAUAUAACAGCGCCUGAGCAACAUGUCUCCCCUCCCACCAUUGGAAGUAAUGUUUGGAGAGAACACAUUAACUUUCAUUUGCUUAUAAUGCCAGCUCUCGUUUAUAGUGUAUUAAUGGUUGUUCACUAGAAUAUGAAUUGUAAGAAAUUCAAAUUGGAUUUACAAUUUUAGGCUGAUGUAGCGGGACUGAAAUCAUAGAUGAGUAGAAUAUUUUUUCUAAUUCAGCUCUUUUAGCCUUAGAUUUGAAAUAGUUUUUGAAUUCCGUUGGAAUCUUCAACCUUUCGAACUUUUGUGAGUAACCGUGUCAGAGUUUCACUGGGGGGAACCGGAGCCAGGUAGGAGAAAUCUGAUCAGAGCCUUGGGAAUCCUAUCCCAAGGUAAAAUUAUUAUUAUAAAAUGUAUAGGUUGUGGGUUCCACACUAGUCAUUUUAAAUUAUAGUGAGUUAGUAGAAGAUGGGUUGGCAACUUAUAAACACAAUGGUGGUUAUGUAUGAAGAUUGAGAAAAGAUUUAUCUAGUUUGCUCUCCUUUAAGAACCAAUGGAUUUAUAAAUUACAAAAUAAUUGUUGCUUGGGUUUAUUUCCAUUAGUGUUUCUUUUAGUGGUUUUAGUGGCACCAACAGGUGACAUGACCACAUAUACGAUGACACCUGGGAGUUGGAGGGAAGACGUUCCGAUGUGCUCCCUCUUCACCUUCAGGUGUCAGGAUCUACAUUAAUGUUGUAAUCUAAAGUACAAAAUGAGGCCUUAUAACUCUAAAGUGACAGCUCCACUUCAACCCAAAUUUCUUAUUUGAAGUUGAAACUGAUUACCCAGUGUUUACAGUAAUAUGAUCGAUAUGAUUUAUAUAGCUUUACAAACAUUACAAUGAGAAUACAUCUGACCGCUACAUACUACAAUUAUUUAGACAUCCAUAAAAAUGAAAUAAAAUGGUAUAAUAAACAUUUAUUGUGGUAAUGUCCCUGCAGACAUUUAAAGUAUUGUCACACAAAAAUAACUCCUGGAAGUCCACACAAAUACAAUAAAUAUAUAUAAUCUGUCCAUGUGCCAAAAAAAAAGUUAAAUAGGCUCAGCUACACACACUAAAUAUAGUGUAUUUUUAAUUGUAGGUUUGGUAAUGUUUAUUUUCAAAUGACUUAUUAAACAAAUUGAUGUUUGGGGGAAAAAAGGGAUGGUGAACCUAGUGUGUGAGUGUGUGUGUGUGUGUGUGUGUGUAUAUAUUUAUGUAUACCAAAAAAUGUAUUUAGUAGGAGACAGCUUCAUCUAUAUUUUCUAAGUGCCAGAAGUGUAAGCAACACAGUUUUUGCUGUAAUAGUUAGGUGCUUCUAAAUACACUGCAAACCAACCUGACACUCAUGGUUUGCUAUAAAAAGCUUAGUAAAUGCCAAUAUAGAAAUUGUGCAGAACCUCCUUUUUAUUUUAAUUUUUUAUUUUUUUGAUCCUGAACAGUUGAGAAUUGCAAAAUUCUCUACAAAACAUGAUACAAUUUUUUUGCCCAACCUCACUGGAUUUCAUAAUGCAAUUUGGCAAAUUGGAAAAUGUCCUGCCUGUAUACAUCCACAAAUCAAUGUCAAACCAGGCUGCAGAUGCAGUUUUGGAGACUACAAUCUGCAUAAUGACAACAUUUCGCCUCCCACUGGAACAUUUGUCUACUGGUAAUUGCUAGGAGAUGAUGCUGUCUGAAGUAGUACAUAUUUUCUGUUCUUUUAAGUUACUAAAUUAAGAUUGGGCAGACAUGAAAGCCUUUCCAUCCACCCGUUUCAAACCUUCAACUCCUAUGCCCUCUGCCAGCUGGCUGUCCUGAGUCCACUGGGAGUUAAAGGCUAAAAGCAGCAGUAAAUCUAUAACUGACCAAACACAAGCCAGGUUUCUGUACCAGUAUACCAUGAAAACCGUGCAUUCAGAAGUGCAGGUUCCCAGCUAAACCCUCCAGAUUAAUAACAUCUUAGCUAUAAAUCUAAACGUAACUGCACAUUAUGGUUCCGUGCCUUUGCCUAUUUUCUAUCAGUAGAUGCCACGUUUUAAGCAACUUAUAGACAUCUAAAUAGUUUUUGUUCUGGAGUAAUCUUGCCACGGGAUGUGUACCAACCUCCGUAAACCACCCACGGCCUUGCUUUUACUAACCACAAAUCGGAAGUCUCAAUAUUGACAUGCAACUGCAGGUAACUAGACAACAAUGCUGUUCUAUGAGACUGCACAGGAUCUAUAUGCUGUGUGAUUGCUGUUUUAGAAUAGUAAAAAAGUUAAAA
Molecule: messenger RNA, 7177 nt
Organism: Pelobates fuscus (common spadefoot toad)
Lineage: Eukaryota; Metazoa; Chordata; Amphibia; Anura; Pelobatidae
Gene: ANKIB1
Product: ankyrin repeat and IBR domain containing 1
Exons: 20
Coding region: 310-3498 (1062 amino acids)
Biological process (GO): ubiquitin-dependent protein catabolic process; positive regulation of proteasomal ubiquitin-dependent protein catabolic process; protein polyubiquitination
Cellular component (GO): cytoplasm; ubiquitin ligase complex
Molecular function (GO): ubiquitin protein ligase activity; zinc ion binding; ubiquitin conjugating enzyme binding
Source: RefSeq, a predicted model, not a curated record